Molecule: messenger RNA, 1841 nt
Organism: Gopherus evgoodei (Goodes thornscrub tortoise)
Lineage: Eukaryota; Metazoa; Chordata; Testudines; Testudinidae
Product: hyaluronidase-2-like
Biological process (GO): carbohydrate metabolic process; hyaluronan catabolic process
Molecular function (GO): hyaluronoglucuronidase activity; hyalurononglucosaminidase activity
Source: RefSeq, a predicted model, not a curated record
GCUCCCUGGGCUGCAGAGAGUGAGAGUGUGCACCUCUGGAGCGGGGGACCGAGCAUAGGAGAGCCACUGGGAGAGAGAGCCACUGUCCAGCCCCGCAGGCCCUGGAAUCUUAGCCCUGGGACGGCACAGCCCAGGAAGUGUCUCUGUCCAAUCCGGACACUUUGGACUGUUGGGAUAUCCCCUGUGAGGGUCAAAACUCUCCUUCUUGCCAGCUCCUUCGUUCAUUUCUUUCUCCCUUCCUUCGCUGGGUGCAGCCGUCCGUGAGGGGUUUCCCCCAGUGUUGACUGAUCUCCCUACCACACCCUUCCCUGCGCCAACAUUGCUGCUGCCACCCGGAGCCACAGAAAGCCAAGCCAGGCAGGCUGUGACCUGAAGCCAUCCUGUGACCGAGCAGCCCAGUGAGAGAAUGCGGGGAGGCUCUGUGCUGGCAGUGUCAUGGCUCCUGAUCCUUACUGUCACCAGCGGCCGUGUCCAGGAUGGGAAGCCAGCCUUUGCCCCCCUUUUCACCCGGAAGCCCUUCAUUGUGGCCUGGAAUGCCCCCACCCAGGACUGCAAGCCCCGCUUCCAGGUCCAGCUGGACUUCAGCCUCUUUGACCUGGAUGCCUCGCCCAAUGAGGGCUUUGUAGACCAGAACCUCACCAUCUUCUACAAGGAGCGCCUGGGCCUCUACCCCUACUACGAUAAGCAGCAGGUGGCUGUGAAUGGGGGUGUCCCCCAAAACAGCAGCCUACGGGAGCACCUGGACCGGCUCCAGGAAGGAAUCCGCCAUUACAUCCGCUCAGAGGCCAAGGAAGGGCUGGCUGUCAUUGACUGGGAGGAAUGGAGGCCCAUCUGGAUCCGCAACUGGCAGAACAAAGACAUCUACCGCAAGAACUCCCGCAAGCUGGUGCUGUCGCAGCACCCCGACUGGCAGGAGGACAUGGUGAACAAGGAGGCCCAGUACGAGUUUGAGAGCUCGGCCCGGGGAUUCAUGCUUCACACCCUGCAGCAUGCCAAGAGCUACCGGCCCAAGCAGCUGUGGGGUUACUACCUCUUCCCGGACUGCUACAACCAUGACUACAGCAAGAAUCCAGACAGCUACACGGGCCGCUGCCCUGAUGUGGAGGAGACACGCAAUGACCGGCUGUCCUGGCUCUGGAAGGAGAGCACAGCCCUCUACCCUUCCAUCUACCUAGACCAGGUCCUGGCCUCCUCUGAGAACGGCCGCAAGUUUGUGCGCUCGCGGGUCAUGGAGGCCUUGCGGAUCUCUCACCAGCACCAUGACGGCUACUCACUGCCAGUCUUCGUCUACACCAGGCCUACCUACAGCCGUAAGCUGGACGUCCUGAGCAGGAUGGACCUGGUCUCCACCAUUGGCGAGAGCGCUGCCCUGGGGGCAGCUGGUGCCAUCUUCUGGGGUGAUGCAGACUACACCAAGAGCCAGAGCACCUGCCAGACCAUCAAGGCCUACCUGGAGGAAGAGCUGGGUCACUACAUCAUCAACGUCACCACGGCAGCUCAGCGCUGCAGCCAGGCACUGUGCCAGGGUUGGGGGCGCUGCCUGCGCCGGGACAGCAACCGCCAACGUCUCCUCCACCUCAACCCGCUCAGCUUCCAGAUCCGGCGCCGGGGUGAGGCAGACAGGCAGCAGCCAAUGCUGCGGGUGGAGGGGGAGCUGUCUGCCGCCGACACCGCCUACCUACGGACCCACUUCCGGUGCCAGUGUUACCAGGGGCUGGCAUGGGGGACGCUUGCGAGUGGCAGCUGAGAACACAGAACAGUGGAACCUGCCCGACCUGUGCCACUCUGGGACUCCCUGGUGCUGGGUUCUUAGCCCACUUGGACUAGCUUGGCCUCUUACU